Molecule: messenger RNA, 1624 nt
Organism: Notolabrus celidotus (New Zealand spotty)
Lineage: Eukaryota; Metazoa; Chordata; Actinopteri; Labriformes; Labridae
Exons: 5
Coding region: 460-1296 (278 amino acids)
Cellular component (GO): mitochondrion
Molecular function (GO): glycine N-acyltransferase activity
Source: RefSeq, a predicted model, not a curated record
CAAGUCUCCCUUAAGAAGGAACAACGGGGAGAAAUCAGGAAAAGUUAUGGCAGAUGAUUAGAUGACUUGAUUGAACAUAUUGAUUAAAACAUUAUUUAAAUUAUUAGUUGUACAUCUACGGUGGGCAUCGUAAAAACUACGUGAGAAAUGUUUGAAAAACAUGACUUGGCGUGCUUUAUUUAAUUUGUGUUUUUUUUUUAACAUACUGAAUGGGGCUUCUUGUUCUCCUUCGUAUUCAGUCUUUUUAAUUCCUUCUUUUAAAAUGUAGCAUCCACGCUGAUUUCAAAUCUCGCUAACACAGCUAGCAGCUAGUAGCAGGCUGUCCAAGGAGCACCUGAACGCAGCAUGUGACUGGGAUUUCUCCAGCUGUCAAUCUUUAACAGAAACUCUUAAAACUUUGAGCAGGAAACCUUUACAGGUUGAGGACAAACUGUUUAUUAUUGAAACAUAUUCACUAACAUGAAGGUCCUCAACAAAGACGAGAUACAAACCGCCGAAGAAGUUCUGUUACAACACUUUCCAAAGAGUUUGAAGGUCUAUGGUUUCCUACAUGGUAUCAACAGAAACAAACCAUCUACCUUGGAGGUGGUUGUCGACACCUGGCCAGAUUUUAAGGUCAUCAUUUGCAGACCUGACCCCAAGAACAGGCGAGCCCUGGAGUUCAUGAAGAAGGUGACGUACUACAGCAUGGAUGAGCAGAUCUUGAGGAGAAUGCUGGCAGAGGAGAAUGCAAUCGACUGGAGUACUUACUUCCUCAUCGGAGGAUUCGACUUCUCACACGCCUCGAUGCUCAAAGAAGUGUCUGCAGAGAGAGAAGUCAACAACAAAGGAUUCACUUUGGUGCAUCUGAUGUAUUUACCGGACAUCAGCAGUCUGAUCACGGCAGACAUUGACAGUGAGCUUGAAUCCAGGGUUUCCUCCCUGGACCCGUCCCACACUGAGCUGGUGAAUCAAACCUGGAAGUUUGGGAACAACGAGCAGGGCUUCAGAAACAUUAAAAACCUCAUCAGUAACUUCCCGUCCUGCUGCAUCACCGACGAUCAGGGUCAGCCCGUGUCCUGGAUCCUGCUGUACGAUUACUGCGCCCUGGGUAUCCUGUACACUCUGCCGGAGCACAGAGGGAAAGGUUACGCCAAAGUCCUGAUCCGCUCCAUGGCCAGAAAGCUCCACGCUGAGGGAUACCCGGUGUACUGCUUCAUAGAGGAGGAGAACGCGCUCUCCUACAAGCUGUUUAAGAACCUGGGCUUCACUGAGGAUCCCUCGUACAGAGCUGGGUGGUUUGAGUUCAACUUCUGACUUCACUACCUUCAGUUCUUUUUACAGUCCUUGAACGUAUCGCUGACAUAUCGUCCAAAAAUCAUACAAUGUGAUAAAAUGCACUUUUUGUUUUUGGCUUGUUCAACUUUUAAAAAAAGUAAUUUUACUCUUUGAAGUCAUUAAAUGACAAACUGUACAUCAUGUUUAAUGAAUGUGUUUGAAGCUCAUAUUUGAAGCAAUGCCUGAAAAAGUCUGUAAUUAUGUUUAAUGUAAUUAUGAUGGAAGUAAAGAAGCUUCAAACACCAUCGCUCCACUGUUUCAUACGUGAUGACGUCCGACUGAAAUAAAAUGAAGCUUUGUUGAUUCA